AUUGUUCUGAUAGCAUUGCUGUGUUUUGUGUGUUCUGGAGUAUAAUUGCUUUAUUGUGUCCUUGAAAGAAUCAGUAGCAGCAUUGGCACAGAAAUACAGGAACUCCUGAAGGGGGAGGCGUAUUUUCCAAAGGAGGAAGGCUCAUUUCAGCACUUUAAUUACGACAUUACUCUGAGUCAAAUCAUACGUAGAUGUAAACACAGACAUCAUUCAUCUUACUGACCCCCACCCCGAAAGACUGACCCCGAGGAGCUCACUGACAGGCUGGGUGUUAAGGACGGGCAGUAGUGGAUUAUGAUUGUGACACAUUUCUAACAAGCUGAAAACAUGUCUGUGUGUAACACUAUACUGUGGCGUGUCUGUUCUACUUUAACCCUAUUGUGGAUCUGGACGUGGGAAGCUGGCUGUGACAUUCAAGCAGAGGAGGUGGAGAUUUUCCAUUCAGAUAAACAGACCAGACUGGAAUGGACAUCUGACCCCCGCAGAGAAUGGACUGAUGUUCAGCUCAGAGUGGGUACAUCGAGUCCGGUGCCUGUGCUCCAGGCUUGUGGAAACAGCAUAAGGAGAACUGUUUUAAGCAAGUGGAUGGAGCGGAAAGAUGCCCACUAUCUAAUGAUGGAUAUUUCAUUCGCCCAAGAAGAGGAGAAAUCUGGUCAGCUCGGUCCGCUACAAGUUCACCUUUUUGGAUCGGACACACCAAUCACAAGAUUUCCAACUAGCGGGUCAGUCCUGGACCUUCAGACCUCCAAGCCCUUCCCUGACACAGUCGCUCAUAACCAGCUAACCAGCCAACUGAACCGCAGCCUGGCCUUGAGCCUGGGCUCUGUCAGCCACAGAGGCUUCCAUCUGGCUUUCUCCUACUCAGGAAGAUGUGUGCUGGUAUCAUCCAUCAGACUGUACUACAGGAAGUGCCCUGACACCGUUGCUCACCUGGCCUUGUUUAAGGGGACGGGGGCCAUGUCGGGUCCCGUGACGGGUUCCUGUGUGACGGGAGCUGAGGAGGAUUUUCCACCUGUCAGAGAGUGUGGUGUGGAUGGAGUAUGGGGUCCACAGCAGGGAGGGUGUACCUGUCCUCCCGGGCAUCAAGUCAUAGAUGACACCUGUCAAGCAUGUAGGAUGGGCUACUACAAACCAGCCAACAAUGAGAGCGCAGAAUGCCGGCUGUGCCCGCCGAACAGCAGGACACACGGGGAGGGAUCAGAGAGGUGCGACUGUCGACAGGGUUUCAGCCGCCUGCCAACUGACCCCGAUGACCUCGGCUGCACCAAGCCACCUUCUGCCCCUGUGAAUCUAACAGCUAAUCAUCUCAAUGACUCUGUGCUGAUAAUGACGUGGGAUCCUCCUCAUGACCGGGGAGGCAGACAAGAAGUCAAGUAUAGCAUCAAGUGCGAGAGGGGAGCAGAUUCUGGCCAUCAGUGGGAGGCCUGUAGGGACGAUGUGGUUUUCCUGCCAGACUCGGCAGGGCUGACCGACACAUCAGUCAGCAUCACAGAACUGGAUCCACAGCGCGACUACAGACUCUCAGUGCAAGCCUGGAAUGAUAUAUCCACCCUGCGGGGGGCGCCACCUUCAUCCACUGCCACCGUUACAAUGCACAGAUGGAAAGUUCCACCUGUGGUACCGGUACCGGUGAUCCCUGUGACCCCAGGCUUAAACAUCUCAGAGCCUCCAAUGGUUCCAGCUCUUCAGCACCAGAGUCGCUUCUCCAUCUGGCUGACUGUUGGUGUUUUAUCUGUCAUCCUGCUGCUCAUGGCUGUAAUCCCCAUCAUUGUGGGUGUCCUGCGCCAGAACUACACUAAACUCAGAUCUGACCAGGAAUUAGAGCUUUUGCCGAUGAACGCUGUAAUUUCCUACCGACGUCCAGAGGAGAUGGAGCCUGCACCCCCCCAGCCAGCCAACAGGGUGGAGGGUGUGGUCCAGCUGUUGGAGGGGCUUAGCAGCACGCUGCUGGACAGUCUUAAAGAGGUCCUGGUGGAGAGAAACCAGCUCACCCUGGGCAAGGAGCUGGGCAAAGGAGAGUUUGGCUCAGUCUAUGAAGGGCUCUUUUCACCACAAGAAGGCGUGGACAUCAAGGUGGCUGUGAAGACCAUGAGAGUUGGAAUCCACAGCCACGAAGACUUGCAUGAGUUUUUGAGAGAGGCAGAUAUCAUGAAGAACUUUGAUCAUGAAAAUGUGGUCCGACUACUCGGGGUUACUCUACAGAGAGAGGAGGACUCUACUCUGCCUGUUCCUCUGGUCAUCCUGCCUUACAUGAAACACGGAGACCUGCGCCGCUUCCUCAUCGCUACACGAUAUGGAGAUAUUCCUAUGUUUGUGCCCCAUCAGAGUCUCCUGCGCUUCAUGAUUGACAUUGCAGCAGGGAUGGACUAUCUGAGCUCACGGGGGUUCCUGCAUAGAGACCUGGCUGCACGCAACUGCAUGCUGGGUGAUGACCUUAGGGUGUGUGUAGCUGACUUCGGCCUGUCCAAGAAAAUCUACAGCAGCAAUUAUUAUCGCCAAAAAGUAGCUAUCCGUGUGCCAAUCAAGUGGAUGGCCAUGGAAAGCCUGUCUGAGUCUGUCUACACCACCAAAAGUGACGUGUGGUCGUUUGGGGUGACUAUGUGGGAGAUUGUGUCCCGGGGGAGGACUCCCUAUCCUGGAGUUCACAACCAUGAGCUGCUGGAGCAUCUGAUGUCCGGACACAGACUCAAACCACCCGAGGACUGUGACUACAGACUUUACGAAGUGAUGCAGAGCUGCUGGGAGAAGGAGCCGAGCCGCAGGCCUGGCUUUGGGGAGCUGUGCGAGACACUGAAAGGUCUUCUGUCGGAGCUGCCGGUGCUGGAGGCCAGCCAGGAGGCCGACUACAUCAACCACGGCCUGGAGGCUGCUGCUGCUGUUGCUGCCUGUCAGGGUCCACAGACAGAGUCUGGGGGGAGAUGGGAAAAUGUCUACCUGGCUUCUCCUGUGGCGGGUGCUGGUGCUGCUGCAGCCAGAGAGGAGGAUGCUGAAGUAGAGGAAGGCUACCUUAAGUAUAUUACUGACCCAGAAUUUAAGUGGGAUGAUGAUCACUAAAAAAGACUGUUUUUUUACAAGUUACAAAAUGUAAUUCUGUAAAACAGUAUGUAUAUAUGUAUAUAUAUAUAUACCAUUUUCUGUGUGUCCUAGAAGUCAUUUUCCACUGUUUGUUAGCAGUUUCUCACCCUCCACAAAAAAGACUACAAUUCCAUCGAGACCAUUUUCAGGAAGUGACAUAUUUUUUUCAGAGGAAACUCAAAGGAGCAAAAUAGGGUGAACAAUAAACUUUCACUCAUAUCUUUUUUUUUCCAGGUUUCAUGUCGUUAAUCUGUUUUGUCACACUCUUAAAGUUCCACCCUGUUCGGCUAAAUUAUGAAGAAAGGUGGUCCGAUCAAAAAAAUGUAAAACAUAUUUAUUAAAGGUCCCAUAUCGUGCUCA
Messenger RNA from Sebastes umbrosus (honeycomb rockfish), 3435 nucleotides. RefSeq names its product tyrosine-protein kinase receptor TYRO3. Gene Ontology annotation, cellular component: plasma membrane; signaling receptor complex. The coding region runs from base 328 to 3054 and encodes 908 amino acids. Gene Ontology annotation, molecular function: ATP binding; protein binding; ephrin receptor activity. Lineage: Eukaryota; Metazoa; Chordata; Actinopteri; Perciformes; Sebastidae. Gene Ontology annotation, biological process: cell surface receptor protein tyrosine kinase signaling pathway; protein phosphorylation; multicellular organism development. The transcript has 15 exons. The record is from RefSeq and is a predicted model, not a curated record.